CGUUUCCACACCUCUCACUUCAUCUGCCUUCCUCAUACACACACAUACACACACACGCACACACACACACACACACACACACACACACAGAUAGAGAGAGAAAAACAGAAAGCUAGAGAGAUAGAGGGAGACAGCAGGAGAGAGUAUGCAUCGUUCUGUGCAGUGAAGAUUCUGUCUGUGUUUCAUUUCCUCGUUUAAUCCUCCAGACUUCAGAUGAAAACAUGCAAAGCAGAAGGGUGGUCACAGAGAACCCACAGCGAUUCUGUAGCACACUCCACAGAGAGCAAGAGAGAUAAACACCAGGAGCUGCUGUACACAUCUACAUGAGAGCUGAUGUUCACACACACACACCAUGAAGAAGAUCUACAUCGGCAAAACCGGCCUGAAAAGCUCACGGGCCGGCUGUAAGCACCAGAAGAAAAGCUCUCUACAGGAGCAGAAGGAGGAUCUGAGGAAGCGUUUGUCCUUCACCACUCAGAAGCUGGAGCUGUUAGAGAGUGAGUUUGACUCCACGAGGCAGUACCUCGAGACCGAACUGCGCAGAGCUCAAGAGGAACUCGACAAGUUCACUGAUAAACUGAGGAGAAUACAGAGCAGUUAUUCGGCGUUACAGAGGAUUAAUCAGGACCUGGAGGACAAAAUUCACAGAACUUCUCAACAUCAUGACGAUGAGAAGCGAGCGCUCAGUCAUGAGAUCAUUGUCCUUAACACACACCUGAUGGAGGCAAAGAUCACCAUCGAGAAGCUUAAAGAGGACAAUGAUAUAUACAGGAAGGACUGCAACCUGGCAGCUCAGCUCCUGCAGUGUAAUCAGUCUCAGUACAGAGCUCAGCUCUCUGAGUUGCCAGCAGAUUUUCUGGAGCGUCUGAGCCUGCACAUCGAGGAUUCCUCACCGAUCUGUCGCUCGCCAUAUUCCGACCCCAUUCCCUCCUCUGUCAUGGCUAAUGUUUUGGAGAAACCAGAGGAAGCGUCACGUUCUCCGAGUCCAACACGUCACGAGCUCCAUGAGCCUCACGAGCACCCAGGCUUCCUGAUUGGCACACCUGUGAGCGGAGACGAGCGUCUGGGUCUAGGUUUGAGGGGCGUGGCUAAGUGUGAUGUUUACAGCAGUGACACGGCGCUGUACUGCCCAGACGAGCGGCGGCGCGAGCGCAGGCCCAGUGUUGACCUGCACCGCUUCCCUCAUUUUAACACCUCUGUGGGCGGAGCCUCCAGCUCCUACUCCAGUUUUAGUGGGGGCGGGUCUGAAGAAAAAGGGGCCGAGCCUCCUUAUAGCACCACCUCCUCGCCUCAACACCAUGGGAUCUACAUGGAGUGGAGAGACGGUGUUGAGUAUGAGCACAAAAGUGACGAUUCCUGGGAAAGAGAAAGUCCGAGUGCCUUCAGUGCGUCUCACGCUUACCAAAAUGGCGGCUCUCCUCUCUACAGUGGUGCAAUGUCAUGCUACAGUGAGCCAUACGAGCCCCUCCCACCAUCCACCUCACCCAGCGUCAACUACGGUGACAGUCGGCGUGGCAGUGCUCUGGUGCCAGAAGAGGAGGAGGAGCCAGAGGAGGAGCAGGAGGUGCUGAUUGGCCGAUGGAGGCGGUUGAGUGUAGAGGACGUCAGCGCUCAUUCGUUCUGCAGCGCCGGACGCGCUUCACCAUACAGCUUCUCCGAGCAGCACUUCUCCGUCCGACCCGCCAAGAUCCGGCUUGGCCCGCUCUACAGCAGCUUCCAGGAGGGAAGUGACGCCUAUCGGCACCACGGCACUACCCUGCUGGAUCCAUUCUCCAGUGCUGAUCUCCGGAAUACACACUUGUACAGCACAGAGGAUGAGAACCAGGAGGUGGAGCAGCAGGUGGCUGGACUCGAGCAACAAUAUGAGGACGAGGAGGUGGAUGUGAGUCCCACCAGCUCCAAUGAGUCACUGGAAAUCGGAUCCAUGGAAAUUGGUGCUGAGCUGCAGUCGUUUCAGCCGGACCGGAUUAGCGCCUCUCCUCAGGAAACGGGUUCUCCUCAGAAUCAGGCAGCAUCACAGUACCAAACGUUCACCACUCUGGGCCUGACGAGGAAGGACAGCCUAACGAAAGCGCAGCUCUAUGGCACUCUGCUCAACUGAGGACCCUGUGAGGUUCCUCAAAUACACUGGAAACCUUAUUUAACACAGAACAAAAUGUUUACUUCACGAGAAGGACCUCAGAAGAGAUCUGUUCCACUUUAUUCUGAUCAUCUGAGGACCUGAUCUCACUUUAUUCAGUUCGGGCCACACGUCUGAGUGCGCUACUGAGAACCGUUAUAAUGUGUGAUGCGUAUUAUUGUUUCUACUGAUUUCAGCCAAUCAGAACGCACAAUUUUGGAAUUGUUAUUAAAACUAGGGCUACAUUAAUAAAAAAAAAUGUAUCAGUCUUUUAGUAAAGUUGUGCGUAAAUGUUUUCGUGGCCAAAUCCAACUAAAUUUUCCCACCAGACUUACAAAAGUUUCGCUGACUGUGUUCAUACACAUGCAUGUAUGUUGAUAAACACUAAGCAGCUGUAAAUUACGAUUUUGAAGUUACGAAGCACGUUUACAACACAGCUAAUUUACCACGCCCACACAAUGACAAAAACGACAAAAUGGUGGCUAAACAGUGAAUGUUCCAUUAAUGCAGCUCAGCCACUGCAGCGCGUCAGCUAACACUAAUACUCUGUCUUUUAUAGUCAUUACUUUUGUCCUAAACGAAUGGCUCGUCUUAGUUGUGUUAAUUUAUCAAUUUGUUUUGGAGUCGCUUUCUUUAAGGUCACUAAUAUGAAGUGAGUUUCAGGAAAUGUUUAUUAAACUGGUGUGUAACUGUUUAAACUCGACAGUGGAGUGUAGAUAUAAACACCAUGUUUCUUGUGUAAAGGCUUUUAUCAACCAUUUAAGAUUAAAGUUGUUCGUAUACAACGUGAUAAACGAGGCCCAAUACGGGUAUAAGAAGUUAAGUAGCGUAAUGCUGAAACAGUUUACUGUGUAACUCCACCCCCUAGCCCCGCCCAUGAAAACCAGGCAGAUCCAAACGCAUUGCUGUAACUGUCAGGUGAGGGACCGCGCUCCAUCACCGUGAUUCACCAGUGAUCAGAUUUCCAAAACUGGCAAGUUUGGCGUUGGGGGUGAAAAGCCCUUAAGCGCGUGUCUAUAACACAUUCAAAACCAACCAACGACUUGUUUGCAUGCCGAUACACCAACCUUCAUGACAUCACUUCUGUGCUUGGUGUAAAAAGUCCGUGAGUGAAUCAGAUCGUUGCCGAGCGUUUCAGAUCGAGGUCCGUGUGAUAUUAACCGAUCAGAAGGCCUCUCGGUGGUGCACUCAGACCUUUUUCUGACCCGACUGUGUGUUCUCUCUGUGUUUCUGCUCAGUGUUGUUUUUCUACAGUGGAGAUAAAGUCAUGAUGACGUUCUAUGGUUGAUAUGAAGCUUGGACAUUUCCACAGCAGAAUUAAUGCUUGUGAACGCUACUUAUUUCAAGUUUUUUCAAGUACUGCAGAACUAGGGGGUGGAGUCAGACCUGAGUCAGCUCCUCCCAGCUGGGUGGAGUCAAAAUAAAAAUCCAGGGGGUGGAGACAACUUUCAAGCUGGAGAAGUGUGUUGUUCCAUAUUGCAGGUCAUCCCAAGGAUUAGAGUUAGGGGUGAGGGUUACAGGAGGAGUCAGGUCAGGUCCAGCUCCACCCGCUGUGCUUUUGCAGUCGGUUCUAUCUUGGUUUUUUUAUUUGUUUUUUUGGAAAUUGUGAUUUGAUACACAGUGUGUGGUGUGGUGUGAGGUCUGAGAUUACGAAAAGCUUUACAACACAGAGAAGGCUGGAGACCACAUGUUAAUUUUCAGAGUGAGAGUGAAAUUGUAUUUUACCCCAGCUGUAUUUAUUGUUCAGUAAAUCCGUGAUGAAUGAAACUCUGAUUUCAGAGCGAAUCAUCGUGACGUUAGAAGCCCCUACCGCCAUGAAUAACAAUAAAAUGCCUCAAAUUCAGAACCUACAAAUCAUUGGGUGUGUCCCAAACGCUAGCAAUGGAUAGGAAGAGCUGUGUGCUAAUGUAGCCUGCUAGCUAAUGGGCUAAUUAGCACUUAGCAUGUGAGAUUAUCACUAAAUCCUGACACACACCCCGUUCACAGUGCAUUAUGUAAUACACACACAGAGAAUACACACUGUAUGAACACUCCACUAGGAACAGAGUGUGUGUCCCAGCGUUUGUGGCAGAGCUUUAACAAAGUUUCAGAGCCACGCCUCCUGCUCCUCUGAUUGG
This is a messenger RNA of Ictalurus punctatus (channel catfish), 4236 nucleotides long. RefSeq lists its product as uncharacterized. The coding region runs from base 353 to 2101 and encodes 582 amino acids. Lineage: Eukaryota; Metazoa; Chordata; Actinopteri; Siluriformes; Ictaluridae. The transcript is spliced from 7 exons. The record is from RefSeq and is a predicted model, not a curated record. Gene Ontology annotation, cellular component: synapse.